CGAGGACAACGAGCGACGGGCGGCGGAGGACGCGGAGGAGGAAGGGGAGGCCGACCAACAAGAUGGCCCCUGCUGCAGGAGCAGCCUCAGCAGCAGCAGGUGGGGGGCUGGAGGCGGCGCUGGCGGUGGCGGCUACGGCCGUGGUCCCGCGGCCUGGGACAGAGUCAGAGUCGAUGGUGGCGGCGGCGGCGGCGGCUGCCGCGACGGUGGCGACGGCCGCAGGGACGAGGAGCUGAGAGGAGCUGCUGCUCGGACCAGCGCGGUUAUAUUUCACACUAUGUGCUGACUGUAUCUACAGAAGAUAUUUAAAAAAAAAAAAAAACUUUUUUCCAAGAUUUUGAUUCCAGUGGAAUCUUCGCUUUAGAUUGUGUGUGUGUGUGUGUAUGUGUGUGUAUUAGUGAAUUGUAACUCCAGAAGCAAUGCCUGUACAAGCUCCACAAUGGACGGAUUUCCUUUCCUGCCCAAUUUGCACUCAGACUUUCGACGAAACAAUUCGAAAGCCCAUCAGUUUGGGCUGUGGCCAUACUGUCUGCAAAAUGUGCCUGAAUAAACUCCACCGUAAGGCUUGCCCAUUUGACCAGACCACUAUCAAUACAGACAUUGAGCUCCUUCCUGUGAACUCAGCAUUACUGCAGCUAGUGGGUGCUCAGAUCCCUGAGCAACAGCCCAUUACUUUGUGUAGUGGGGUUGAAGAUACAAAGCAUUAUGAGGAAGCCAAGAAAUGUGUAGAAGAAUUAGCCUUGUACCUGAAACCACUCAGCAGUGCUAGAGGAGUGGGUCUGAAUAGCACUACUCAGAGCGUUCUGAGUCGUCCAAUGCAGAGGAAGCUUGUGACUCUAGUCCACUGCCAGCUAGUGGAAGAAGAAGGAAGGAUUCGUGCUAUGAGGGCUGCUCGAUCUUUAGGUGAACGCACAGUUACAGAGCUCAUUCUCCAGCACCAAAAUCCUCAGCAGCUCUCCUCUAAUCUCUGGGCAGCAGUCAGAGCUAGGGGCUGCCAGUUCCUUGGACCAGCAAUGCAGGAGGAAGCACUGAAGCUUGUCUUGCUGGCCUUAGAAGAUGGUUCUGCUUUGUCACGGAAAGUGUUGGUUCUCUUUGUGGUGCAAAGACUGGAACCACGUUUUCCUCAAGCCUCUAAAACCAGCAUUGGACAUGUUGUUCAGCUCCUUUACAGAGCCUCCUGCUUCAAGGUCACCAAACGUGAUGAAGACUCUUCUUUGAUGCAGCUGAAAGAAGAAUUUAGGACUUAUGAAGCUCUGCGACGAGAACAUGACUCCCAGAUAGUGCAGAUUGCUAUGGAAGCAGGCUUAAGAAUUGCACCAGACCAGUGGUCCUCUUUGCUUUAUGGAGACCAGUCUCACAAAUCUCAUAUGCAGUCCAUUAUUGACAAGUUGCAGACCCCUGCCUCCUUUGCACAGAGUGUUCAGGAGCUAACAAUUGCUCUCCAGCGAACUGGAGACCCAGCAAACUUGAACCGACUAAGACCCCACUUGGAGCUACUAGCAAACAUUGACCCUAGUCCAGAUGCUCCUCCUCCAACAUGGGAACAGUUAGAAAACGGCCUGGUUGCUGUACGUACAGUAGUACAUGGACUGGUUGAUUAUAUUCAGAACCACAGCAAAAAAGGAGCAGACCAACAGCAGCCUCCACAGCAUAGCAAAUACAAAACAUACAUGUGUCGAGAUAUGAAGCAGAGGGGAGGAUGCCCUCGUGGGGCCAGCUGCACCUUUGCACACUCACAAGAAGAACUGGAAAAAUUUCGUAAAAUGAACAAACGUCUGGUUCCCAGAAGACCCCUGAGUGCCUCUUUGGGUCAACUUAAUGAGGUGGGCCUGCCUUCGGCACCUAUGCUUCCUGAUGAAAGUGCAGUGGAUUUGUCGAGCAGGAAACCUCCUGCGCUUCCAAAUGGAAUUGUAUCGGCAGGGAGCACAGUGACACAGCUGAUUCCACGUGGGACAGACCCCAGCUUUGAUUCUAGUCUGAAGCCAGGAAAACUAGACCACCUGAGCAGCAGUGCUCCUGGGUCCCCUCCUGACCUGCUGGAAUCUGCCCCUAAGAGUAUUUCUGCCUUACCUGUGAAUCCACAUCCUGUACCUCCAAGGGGGCCAACAGAUCUGCCUCCCAUGUCUGUCACCAAACCAAUACAGAUGGUACCUCGAGGUUCUCAGUUAUAUCCAGCACAACAAGCGGAUGUUUAUUACCAGGAUCCUCGAGGAACUGCCCCAGCAUUUGAGCCACCACCUUAUCAGCAGGGUAUGUACUAUACUCCACCACCAUGUGUGUCCCGCUUUGUCCGACCUCCACCAUCUGCUCCUGAACCUGGUCCUCCAUACUUGGAUCAUUAUCCACCCUACCUCCAAGAUCGUGUCAUAAACUCUCAGUAUGGCACACAACCACAACAGUACCCUCCUAUGUACCCACCUCACUAUGAUGGCCGCCGUGUGUACCCUGCUCAGUCUUACACAAGAGAGGAGAUUUUCCGGGAAAGCCCAAUACCCAUUGAGAUUCCAUCUGCAGCAGUACCAUCCUAUGUGCCCGAGUCCAGAGAACGAUACCAACAGGUAGAGGGUUACUAUCCAGUGGCCCCUCAUCCAGCUCAGAUCAGACCUUCAUACCCCAGGGAUCCUUCUUAUAGUCGACUUCCUCCUCCCCAACCCCAUCCUAGCCUGGAUGAACUACAUCGCAGACGGAAGGAAAUAAUGGCCCAGCUCGAGGAAAGAAAGGUUAUCUCUCCACCUCCUUUUGCACCUUCACCCACAUUGCCUCCUGCAUUCCAUCAAGAAGAAUUUUUGGAUGAAGAAUUCAAGAUAGCUGGGAAAUAUAAAGCAAAUGAUUAUAGCCAGUAUUCUCCUUGGUCAUGUGAUACCAUCGGCUCCUACAUUGGAACCAAAGAUGCAAAACCCAAAGAUGUUGUGGCUGCAGGGAGUGUGGAAAUGAUGAAUGUAGAAAGUAAAGGAAUGAGAGACCAGAGAUUGGAACUCCAGAGAAGAGCAGUGGAAACUAGUGAUGAUGACCUCAUCCCGUUUGGAGACCGACCAACAGUAUCUCGGUUUGGUGCCAUCUCUCGAACAUCCAAAACACUGUAUCAAGGUGCUGGCCCAAUGCAGGCUAUAGCACCUCAGGGAGCACCCACAAAACCUAUCAGCAUUUCAGAUUACAGUUCAUAUGGAGCUCAUGGUGGCUGGGGAGAUUCUCCAUAUUCACCUCAUCCAAACAUACCUCCUCAGGGACACUUCAUCGAGAGGGAGAAAAUAUCCAUGGCAGAAGUGACCAGUCAUGGAAAAACCCUUCUGUCUGCUGAAAGAGAACAACUACGGUUAGAAUUGCAGCAACUGAACCAUCAGAUUAGCCAGCAGACCCAGCUUCGUGGACUAGAGGCUGUUAAUAACCGACUGGUGGUACAGAGGGAGGUGAACACCCUGGCAGGCCAGCCACAGCCCCCUCCACUGCCUCCAAAAUGGCCUGGAAUGAUCUCAAGUGAGCAACUAAGCUUGGAACUACAUCAGGUGGAAAGGGAAAUUGGCAAGAGAACGCGGGAAUUGAGUAUGGAGAACCAGUGUCCUAUGGACAUGAAAAACAAACUGGGUACAAGUAAGCAAGCAGAAAAUGGACAGCCGGAGCCACAAAACAAAGUCCCAGCUGAAGACCUUGCAUUGACAUUCAGUGAUGUGCCGAAUGGAUCAGCUUUGACACAGGAGAAUCUCAGCCUCCUAUCAAACAAGACCAGCUCUUUGAACCUGUCAGAAGAUUCUGAGGGAGGAGGAGAUAACAAAGAUUCCCAGAGAUCAGGAGUUACUUCCAGUUCUCCCUAGAAUACGGGUGCCCUGCUUCUACCUUCUGCUCCUAAUCAAUUCAUAGGACAUAGGGAUAGAAGAAUGGAUAACUUCUAAACUUUUUCUCUGAGUGGUCAGCGAAAUCCAGGAAAAGCACUGGAGGCAAUGUGCACCAACACCACUACUAAACAAACCCUGCACAUAGUUCACAUUAAUGCAUUUUUUUAAUUUAAAGAAAAAGAAAAUUAGCAGUAUCUGCAAGCAAUUCAGAUUAAAUUUGUUUUUGUUCUGUGAAUGAACUUUAUUUUAAUAACUUUGGACGCCUUGGAUCCAGGGCUUUAAAAAAAAAAGAAGAUAUUAUAUAUACAUUCUGUUUGAUUAAUUGUAUGAUCUUAAUGAAGUAGGUUUUUCAUGUAUUUUGGUAUUAUUACAUACCCAGUGUAAAAUUCCUUUCUCCCAGUCCUUUCCAACUCCACAGCCGUGUAAACUAAAAGCACUGUUUCCAAGAAUUCUGUGAUAGUAGAUUGGCUUAUUAGAAGCUGUGCAGCAAACUGAGGUUUUUAGAGCUAUUCUUCAGCACCCCACACUGCACCCACACCCACCCUGUUUCAGGAUCACUAGCUUCCUGACUUUUCUUACAACAUUAAAACUUCAUUUGAGUAGGGUAGGCUUUUAGUUUCAACUUUUUAGAGAUUUCAACAGGCUGUUGAUUGUUAGAGCUGCACUUUUCCAUGCUAAGGAUUCCUUGCAUUCUCUCCAUAAAAUCUGAAAGCCUGUUUGGUGUUUACAUUGCUUAAUUAGAUUUAAAUGAAGAUUAUCUUUGAACUCCUAACAGGACAUGGUGGCUCAUUUUGGUAAUCCCAGGACUCAAGAUGCUGAGGCAGGAGAAAACCAAAAAGAAGAAAAUAAAUGAGCUUCAACUUGUUAAUGGUGGAAACACAGUUCCUGUCCUCCUAUGUUGAGCUCAUGAUGUAAAUUGGAGCUGUGCUCAAAUGCUCAAAAAAAUCACAAUAACCAUGUUCUAAAAGUUGGAGAGAUGGCUCACCAGUACUGGUUGCACUUCCAGAGGACCCAGGUUCUUCCUAGCACCCACAAGAUGGCUCACAACUGCCAGUAACUCUGGUUCCAAAGGAUAUCACACCCUCUUCUGACCUUGUGGGCACAGACACACAUGGGUGCAUGUACAUACACACACAUAAAAUACAUAAGUUUUACAUUUGAUGUGAACUUAAAUAAAUGGGGACACAUUUCAAUGGAAUUUUUAUUUUUCUUUCAAAAGUAUAAAAGAUUUGGCAGAUAAAAACUGAGUCUUGAAGAUUAUGUAUUGAUUACUUGUGCUGCUCAGAAAUUACUAGCAUAACUAAAUAACUUGAAGUGGAUUUUUAGACUUUCUUUCUGACUUUAAAAUUGUUUAUGAAAACAUUAAAGAGUAAGGAAGGAUUUUUACUUAGUUCUGCUGCACAUAUUCUAAUGCUACCACUGUAUGCUUAAUUCACUAAGCCCCUAUAAAAUGAGUUCAUUGGGGGACUAUUCCACAGUCACUCCAGCCCUCUGACUGCCUGACAUACAGUUUCCCUUUCUAGAUACUACUACUAAACAAGAAAGCACUGGUUAUGUAAUAAGUUACUGCAUUGCUUUGGUUGGGUAAAAGCAAAAGUUUAUAUUUUUCUUAUUUCUUAUAUUCCUACCCGUUAACUCCUGCUGAGGUCAGAGCCACCUCAGUCUGCUCUGUGUCUGUCAUGUUGUUAAUGGAAACAAUUGGGUGGGGGUGGGGUGGGAAGGGUAAAAUAGUCCUGCCAUUGCCUACCAGUAGGAAAUCCAAACAGAACACUCAUUUGAGUAGCGAUUAUUUAAUUUGCCCAGUCAAGGCACCGUAUUUAUAUACUAUUUCACAUUGAAUUUGAUUAUGCCCUACAGACCUGGCUGGUCAAGGAUUUGAUAUACACAUAUUGGCUUGGGAUUCGAGCUUUCUUUUUUAUUUAAAUAAAAAUUUAUAUAUAUAUAUUAUAUAUAUACAUAUAUACAUUGCUAUAUCUGUAUAUAUAUUGGGUAUGUUUUAAAGAUUUCUUCGCAUGAGCGCAGCUGUUGCAAUAAAAUGACCGAUUGGGAGGUAGAAGCACUGAAUGACAGUGAGGCAUUUUCAGUUGAUACAUACAUUUUACUUUUCAUUUGAAAUAUAUACAUCUGCUUUCUUGGCUUUUUUUUAAAGAUAAAACAUCUUUUACAUUUAUACUUUAAAUACUCAUUAUUUAUUGAGAGAAGGAAAGAAGUGUUAUGUCUGACAAGAUUUUUGUUUUUAUGCACAUCUAUAAAAUGCCACAUUAUUGGCCUCUUGCCUUCCGUAAACAGAUUUGGGCAGGACUUAUUUCCUUUGGACAUGUCAGAUAAUUCCUAAGUAUGAGAAACAGGAGGUUUGUUUUAGAAAUUGCAGUGACCAGGGGGGAAAUCUGCAUAUUGGUUUUAUUGGAGUUAAGAAUAAAAGUAAAUUUUCCUUGUGGUGCGUAUGAAACCCCGGAAUGCACUCUGCUGAGGUGCACUAGAAUGUGAAACCCCCGGAAUGCACUCUUCUGCGGUGCACUAGCAUCCCUCCAGCUGUUCUCACUUAGGGAGAAAAUUAGCCUCUUAAAUGUUGGGUUGAGUUCCCUAAGCCCAGCCUCUAGCCAGUCUGGCUGGGGUGGAAAGUAGAAGACGGUGUGCCUACAAUUUCUCUGUUGAAGAAAUUGGUCAUUUUCCCUUACAAAUUCUUAGGUGUGUUUUAUGUGUUGGGGGAGUGGUUGUUUGUUUGUGCCCACUGGCAGAUGUGGGGAUUCAAUAAACCCCACAACCUUGAGGAUGUUUUCUCCCUUGAACAUAUUUUGUGUUAUGAGGCAACAAUAAACUGAAGCAUAACUUCAUGACUCUUAACUGCUGUUUUUGUCAGAAUCUGAAAAGCAUUGAUUUUUAUUUUUGUCUUUAGAGACAUUAAGAAAUGACCCUCAUCAAAUAAAAAGUAAACUUUUACAGCAGCACCCCUUUGUGAGAUAGAGUUUACCAUGCAGCCCCAGCUGGUUCUGAACUCAGGAUCCUUCAGCCUCUGAGCACUGUGAUUUUAGGCAUUUGCCACUGUGCUCAGCAAUAUGCAUGGUUUUUCACUUAAAUGGUUUCUUCUGAGGAUGACUAUUUGCUUUUUACUGUAUUUAAGACCAAGAAUCAUCUAAGAUGAACAUGGACAAUUCUGGAAGGGUUAGGAGCCUACAUUCAUACUUGUUCAGAAACAAAAAGCCAGUGUAUUAUCGUAGUGAAUAUAUAAAAGUACUGGGACUCAUUCUGUUUUCAGUGAGUCUUUGUAAAAUGAUAAAAAUGAUAAUGAAAUAUCUAGACUCACUUUCCUAAUUUAUAGCCACAAGUCUAAUAGCUACCCUCUUCUGAAGGAUAACUUAUACAGUCUGAUGUGACUAAAGAGCCAUUCUUUACUACUUUUCUAAUUAAACAGAACUUGUCGCCUAAGUUUCUAAUAGUAAUGUUCAAGUGACAAGACACUAUUAUUAAUGUCAAUUACAAAUAUUCAACUACUCCGAAUGUGUAAGAACUCAUUUGGUAAGGCAUUAAUGUGUGUUAUUCCCUUCUCUCAUUUUCCUUCCCUUCUGUUUUUUUUCCCAUUUAUUUAUUCUUUUGCCUAAAGGCAAGAGAUUGACGUGAUUCUCACUUGUUACUCGGAUACAUGGUCCCAUCGGACUCCCAUGAGCUUCAUUGUGGGAGCUUGAAAUUUAGUUCCUAAGUUUUUCAUGAUUAUCUCUUUUCUUUUCUUCCUGACCCCUUGCCAUUCUGCAGUUUCCCCUUGACUUACCCAAUCUGUAACAGUGACAGUUUGCUGCCUCUAAACAGAGCAUUCAAAUGAAUUCGCUUAGCCAAUGACUUCUGUGAAGUUGCCUUUUCUAAUGGCGUUAUUACUCAGUGAUGCACAGAUGUGGUAUUUGCCCUACUGGCAGGCAAGCAAAGGUCUGGUAAAAAAUGAUAACCUGCUAUUUCUUUAAGGAGCGCCAAAGACUUGUGCUUUACUCUGUUUUUGUUUUAGGGGAAAUAGUAGCCAUUUUGAUUAUGAAACCCGGUAGUAUUGUGAGUUGAUUGUACUGUGUAGAUGUCUAAAGUUAACUGUAAGGUUAGCUGGCCUUAUAAAAUGUAAAAGUAAUGAAAAUUCAUCAGUUUCUAUAAACCAGUAAAUAUCAUCCUUGACAAUAUUUGUUUAAGCAACUCACUCUCCCUUCUGGGGGUUAUCUUGAUGGAAUAGUACCGUCUGUGUUUUUCUGUAGUCAAGUCAUGGGGCUGGGAAUUUUUCCUGAGCUUGAGGCUUGUGAGAAAUAGUUAACUGUAGUUAAUACCUGUUCAGCUAUGUUCAGGGUCAGCUUACUUUCACUAAAUGGGAUUCAUGUGCUAUUAUUUAUAUGUACAAAUGGUGAUAAAAUGAAAUUUCACCAUAUUCUCCAUUUGGGCUUUUAAAAAUCAACUAAAGAGUUCAGUAUGUAAAAUCUUGUGUAAAAAAUCAUCUGUAAUGAUUUAUAUUUUAUUAAAAGAUAUGGCCUAAUUAGUUUUAAGGAGGAAUUAAUGGCCUUGCAAAUAAACUACAGUUUAUUUACACUAUUACCCCCUUACCCUGUAAAAUGUUCAAGUGUGUUAAAAUCUUGUUAAUACAUGUUUAUAGUGUUGCAAAGGGAUCUCAUCUGAAAACAGAGCUCAGAGUAACUGACUUCACUGAGACAAUUUGCUCUCCAUAGAGUCGAACACAGUAGUCUGCUACUGUUUUAUCUGCAUGCUUGUUUUGCAGAAACAUGUUCAUGUCUAUCUUGGACAGCUACAGCUUUUAUAUUUAUUUCUUCAGCUCAGCUUUUGAAAAUUAAUUGCUGAAAUGACUUGCUGGGAGUUUUGGUAAAUUUUUAGUUCUCAGUCACCUUUUCUGAGCCACUUAAGAAAAAGAGCUGGUUUUGUUUUGCUUUUUCAAAAGGUAUAAUUUCAAAUAAAACCUUUUUGUUACUUGAAAUUUUAAGAUUCUAUUUCUGUAACUGCUAAAGGUGUUUUCAUAGGUAACCUGUUCUAAUUGAUUAGUAAUACUAGUUACAUUAAGAGGAAGCUGCCACCCCCAGGAGUAAGUAACGCCUUCCAGUGGGUAUGUUCUCUGUAGGUAGAUUUUCCUUACCACACUGAAUAAACUGGGGGGAAAGCCGUGGAACCCCUUUGUCCUUUAGCACUGGGAUUGCUCUCAGAGCCUCUGGAUCUCAGACACUGAAUCUCUUGAACUUAUCCUUGAGCAAAAUGGCUUUUCACAUUAACUCAAGGUGGAAAACUUAAACCUGAAGACAGUACUGUGUCAGAAAAAAAUGUGUAUUUAGAAAAAUGAAACCCUGUGGAAUUUGUUAUCCUGAUGUAUGUUAUUUAGUAGAUAAGAUGACUUUAUUUUGUAUAGAAGACUCACUUCCUGGUGACUGUUUUGUGUUUUGUCUUUUAAUGCUGAGUAGACAGAUCACAAGUCUUUGGCUCCCGUGUUAGAUUGUGCAGAGUCAUCUUAGAACUGGAAACUGUCAGGUGGUCCCACUCUUAAUGAGGGCAUGAAAGGUCAAGAAAUGAAUGCAAACAAAUACUGGGUGGUUGAUGGUCUGGAUUCUUUGUUUUUGGUCUCCUUUAAAAAGUUGUUAUUUCUGUAAUUUAUUAGUGUAGCCUGUCUCUGGUUGGCUGGCAUUUCACAGUAAUAUCCAAACCACCCCAUAAAUUUUUAUUUCUCUACUUAAAAGGCCUUUAAAGCUUUUGCUUUUCAGCUCUGCAUUCCCUGAGAGAUUUCCCCCUUAUGUAUUUUGCCUAACUUUCCACUCAUCCUUUGUUUUCCCACCUUCUGGAUGUAAAAGAACUGAAAGAAAAAAUUGCCUUCCCUGGUCAUGGGCCUCAGUGACUUCCUUUGUAAUGCAUCUGUGACUUUCCAGGAGAAAUGCAGAAAGUGAGCUGAGGCUGUGAACAGACCUUUCACCCACCUAAACAUUUUCCAGUUGUGAGGUUCCUCUUCGUGUGUGGUCCUUCCUUUCUGCCCCCUGCCAACCUUCCCUGACUAUGGUCAAUUGGUCUCUUGGCUCAUACCAGUCUCCUGAGACAUUCUGCAGUCGUUAUCACCUUUUUGGGUGCAUUUUAUUUACUUUGUUCUUUUGUUUUUUUUUUUAAAAAAAAUAACUUUAACAUUGAUUCAUAUUUGCUUGGGAUAGAGCUUGUGUAAUUUACCAAUCGUAUUGAUUGUAUGUGAUUGUGCCCUGCAGAGGUAUACUUAACAAAAGUAAUCUAAGUUAAUAAAGGAGCCCAUGAGAUUUGAGUCAGAAUAGAAGUGACUUUAUGAAAUUGCAGUUUUGGAUAAUAUGAAUUCCCUUCUCAGAAUCAGUGCUACGUAAAUACCUAUUUUUAAAGAUUUUUACAUUCCUAUAUUUUCCCAUGGCCUCAGCUCCCUAUUUUUAUGUCAUUCUAUGCCCACCUGCUCAGAUUUUUUCAAUUGAGCAUUAAAAUAGCAAUUGACUUUUAAAUUAAUGAAUUUUUGGAAAUUUUACAUUUUCCAUAUGUUUCCAAUUGAGAACAAAGGAUGGGUUGAAAUUCACUAACCCGUGACUGACUACUUAGCAUUUGGCCAACGCUGAGAUUUUAUCUGGAGGCAUUAUUUUUUGCAAGUUCUUUUUAAAUAGGAAAAAAGGACCUUGCCUGAAAUGGAACAUUCCCUUUCUUGCUUAAUCUGUUUGUUAUUUCCAUUUUUAAACAGCCUUCAAAACAAAUGAGGUGAAAGAAAAGAAAUAGGAAUGUGUUCAGAGCUGCAGAACUCUGAUCUGAAUAAGUACACGUUCUACUGCUGCACAUUUUUUGAGAAGCUGUAGGCCUUCUUUCUCAAUCUCGCAUUAUUUGUGUGCAUGUUGUUUAUAUUAAAGAUGCCACAUUUUGUUAAAAUGCUAUUUCCUUUAUUACCUUGGGAACUGACUCAGCCUCUUGUUGCUCCUAAUUAGGGUUUAAGGCUCUUGUGAGUUGCAGAUAAAAGGAUUCAUUUUAACAAAUAGAAGGAGGUGAUUCACCUUUUGGAUUGUAAAUAUAUGAAAGUGUCUACAAGGUCUUUAUCUGCUUUCUGUCAGCAUUUAUAUUAAAUGGUAAAUUAAUG
Molecule: messenger RNA, 10917 nt
Organism: Chionomys nivalis (European snow vole)
Lineage: Eukaryota; Metazoa; Chordata; Mammalia; Rodentia; Cricetidae
Gene: Rc3h1
Product: ring finger and CCCH-type domains 1
Exons: 20
Coding region: 420-3809 (1129 amino acids)
Molecular function (GO): metal ion binding
Source: RefSeq, a predicted model, not a curated record